AUUGAUUUGAUUACGAAAUGGAAGUGCAGUCUCGGAUGAUUCAAUAGGAACAGAGGAGAAGAGUGAUUAAUAGUUUUAUUUAGAUUCACGAAGAAAGACACAGUUCUGUAAACUUCUUCAGCCACUUCAACCACCGAUUUCAUCCAUGCUGCCCCUUUCUCUUCUCAAGACUGCCCAAGGCCACCCAAUGUUGGUGGAACUGAAAAAUGGGGAGACUUAUAACGGCCAUUUGGUUAAUUGUGAUACAUGGAUGAACAUUCAUCUCCGAGAAGUUAUUUGCACAUCAAAAGAUGGAGAUAGAUUUUGGCGUAUGCCUGAGUGCUACAUUCGUGGCAAUACCAUUAAGUACCUUCGGGUUCCUGACGAGGUUAUUGAUAAAGUCCAGGAAGAAACAAAGAGCCGCACUGAUCGCAAACCUCCAGGUGUGGGACGUGGAAGGGGAAGAGGUAGGGAGGAUGGUCCUGGUGGACGUCAAGCAAAAGGAAUUGGGCGUGGCUUUGAUGAAGGUGGAGCUAAAGGACAAGGAGGACGUGGCAGGGGUGGUCCGGGUGGAAAGCCUGGUGGAAACAGAGGUGCAGGGCGAGGUAGAGGUUGAUCUAAGUACUGAUAUGGAACUAUAGAUGGGCCAGUUGCUGCUUUUAGAGGCUAUGGUGCCCAUUCAGAACAUUUACUGUUUUUGGUUCCUGUGCAUCUUUCAAUUUUAGGUUUCCAAUUAUUUUCCUGCAUUAAUAGUCUCACAAAAAUGGUAAUAUUAUAGACCUCACUAAAGCGUUUAUGCCAACAUCAUUUUCUAAUGCCUUCUCUGUUAAAACUUUCAUCUGUAGUCCUUUUACCUGAGACUAUGUUUAGAUAUAUAGUGAUGAGUGAAACGAAAUGUAGUAAUGGAGUGGAAUGAAAUAAAGCUAGGAUUCUAUUGUUUGGAUGUUUU
Molecule: messenger RNA, 928 nt
Organism: Cajanus cajan (pigeon pea)
Lineage: Eukaryota; Viridiplantae; Streptophyta; Magnoliopsida; Fabales; Fabaceae
Source: RefSeq, a predicted model, not a curated record